AUGUCCAUGUCAGCCCCUGCCAAUGCCCAGAUCUCACACGCGGGCCAGGCAUGCGUGGUGAAGGAGGACAACAUCAGUGAGAGGAUCUACACUAUCAGAGAGGGAGACCGCUUGGAGCUCCAGUGUCUGGUCAAAGGACACCCACAACCACAGGUGCGGUGGACCAAGACGGCGGGAAGUGCCUCUGACAAGUUCCAGGAGACGUCCAUCUACAACGAGACGCUGCGCAUCGAGGGCAUCCAGCGGGUGCAGGGCGGCCGCUACUACUGCAAGGCCGACAACGGGGUGGGGGUGGCUGCCAUCAAGUCCAUCCGGGUAGACGUGCAGUACCUCGACAAACCCGUGCUGACAGUGCACCAGACCAUCAGUGAUGUGCGCGGGAGCUAUUACCAGGAGAAGACGGUGUUCCUGCGCUGUACGGUCAACUCCAACCCCCCAGCCCGCUUCAUCUGGAAACGUGGCAACACACCCAUAGAGCAGAGCAAGGAUACCGGAGUGGACAUCUACGAACCGCUCUACACACAGGGGGAGACCAAGGUGCUGAAGCUGAAGAACCUGAGGCCAAAGGACUUUGCAAACUACACGUGCGAGGUGACUGUUCGCAACGUGUGUGACAUCCCGGAGAGCUCUGUCACCUUUCGGCUCACCAACGCCACCACUCCCCCUGCUCUACGGCUGUCUGUCAARGAGACCCUGGUGGUGGACCCCGGGAAAGACGUGACCCUGUCGUGUGAGGUGACCGCCGGAUUCCCUAAGCCCACUGUCACCUGGUCGCGCUAUCCCAACCCAUUGCCGAGAAACUCGUUGGUAAGGAAUGGGACUCUGACACUGCGCUCGGUCACGCCCGCCGACUCAGGCUUCUACAACUGCACAGCGGUCAACAACGUGGGGAACCCGGCCAAGAGGAACGUCAACCUCCUCGUCCGAAGUAUGGGCAACCUCACCUUCCAGAUCACACCCGACUCCAACAAGGACAGUGAGAGCAUCCAGAUGGGCCGCGAUCUCAAGCUCUCGUGUCACGUGGACGCACAGCCCCAGGACAAGGUCAACUACACAUGGUACAAGAACGCGGCACUAGUCUACAACUCGGACAGCUUGAUCGUGCUGCGSAGCGACCCGGAUAUGGCGCCGGGCACAAGUAGCCUGGAAAUCGUGGACAUGAAGUUCCGUGACCAGGCCACCUACAGUUGUGUGGCCAACUUUCCUGGGAGCACGGUCCCCGAGCUGAGGGUAGACGUCAACAUUACCCAGAGCAGCGUCACUCCCCCAAUUUUGACAGUGCCGGCAGGGGGCCAGGUGGUGAGUGUGAGGGAGGGAGGCUCUGCCGACCUGGUGUGCCUGGUGGAUGGCAAGCCCCGUCCGCCUGUGCUCUGGUCGCGCGCCGACAAGGACCUGCCUAUGCCCACGGGUGAGUGGGCGAUGGAGACACGCAACGGGCGCCUCCGGCUGACCAACGUCACCCGUGACCUGAUGGGUUCCUAUCGCUGCCAAACGGCGUCCUACAAUGGCCUCAACAUCAAGCCACGCCAGGCGCAGGUGCAGCUCAAUGUGCAAUACGCUCCAGUCCUGGACCCGGUCUUUCAGGAUGUCCGUUCACCCAACUACCAGUUUGUGACGUUGCGCUGCCUCAUUCAGAAGUCCAACCCGGCACGCGUGGCCAGUGUCCGCUGGGUCCGAAACGGCGAGCCCCUGUCCUCCCUGACCCCGAACCCGCAGGAGAACCCGCAGCUGAAAUUCAAACUGGACCCCAGCAACAACGGCACAUACGAGUGCCGCGUCAGCAACGGCGUGGGCAGCUCCACCUGCACCUUCAAUGUCUCGUCCCGUCCAUACAACGCAGAGUUUUACUUUGAUACGCCCAACCCCAUCCGCAUUCAGAAGGUCAACAACUACUCCUACAACCUCCAGUGGACCCAGAGAGAGCCGGCAGCUACAGACCGCAUCAUCGGCUACUGGGUCAACGUACGCACGAUUAAGCAGAAUGACAAGAUGAACCAGAUGAACAUGUUCUCCAAGCAGAUUGACAAGAAGGAGCCCGUGAAGGGCGGCCUCAUGUCCUACACCCUGACUGACCUGAAGAUCCCCGUCUCCUAUGAGAUCCGCCUGGCCCCCAUCACCACCUACAGCACCGGAGACUAUGUCAGUCGCACCAUCCAGUACUCAGAGCCCUACAUUUACCCAAGACCUUCAGACCACGUCUGUGGCUUUGAGGACGAGCGCAUCUGUGGUUUCUCCCAGGACCGGGGCGACAAUUUUGAUUGGACAAGACAGAACCACCUGACCCAGAACCCCAAGCGCUCGUCCAAUACCGGCCCAGAGAUGGACAGGAGUGGAAACAAAGAAGGUUACUACAUGUACAUCGAGGCCUCUCGUCCCCGGGUCGCUGGGGACAAUGCCCGUCUCCUGUCCCCUCUCUUCAACGUUACUGCUGCCAGAGGCCCCAAGGGCUCCGGUCGUCUCCCCUACUGUGUCUCAUUCUUCUACCACAUGAAGGGCAAGCACAUCGGUUCCCUGAAUGUGUGGCUGAGGGUGAAGAGCAUCGCCUCUGUGGGCGAUCGGGUCUGGACUCUGGAUGGGAACCAGGGUCCUGACUGGAUUCAGGCCAACAUCAACGUCAACCCCAGCGGACCCUUCCAGGUGAUGUUUGAGGCUAUUCGGGGAGCGGGCUAUGAAGGGGACAUUGCCAUCGAUGAUGUCUCAGUCACCAAAGGGAAAUGCAAGCAGGAGAACUCUGUCUCCAACACAGUUCUGAUUGGGGGAGCCCCAGGUCUGCGCUCGCUCCCAUUGGUCGCCUCACUGACCUUCGCCCUCUGCUCAUAUCUACUGCUGCUCUACAGAUGAUGAGCACAACGCACAGCGUCCCCUGUCUGCCGAGACAGGCUACUGCCCAGACUUGCGCUCUCUUCUUCUCUCCCUGUGUCCCUCGCUACCUCUCCCCACUCCCCUCCCUUCUUCCUCUCACCUUCUCCAUCCACUUUUUAGUUUUCAUCUCCAGCCCUGUUUUCGAUGACUAUCCAUGCUUCACUUCUCCCAUUACACCUUGGCUAUGCUUGUAAUUGACUGUCGUUUGAUUGACUCUCUCUCUCUUUCUCUCUCUGUAUCAUUCUCCUUUUCCACACUCACCCCUUUACAGUCGUACGUGGCUGUGUUUUCCAGCCAUUCUCUCUUUCAACCAAUCACACUAUUUUUAACCGAGGCAAAGUCGCAAACUCAAUGACCUGACCUUUGACACCCAAUAUCACUCAAUCCAACCCCUCACAGCAGACACACUUCAUUCUUCUAUUCACUCUCACACACUCUUCCGUCACCCCCCUUUACUCUUUCCAACCCCCCCCCCGGCGACCACCCGUAUCCCUGACACACCAAAGUGUCGGACACUCUACCAAAGAUGAUGAAGAACCUGAGGAAAAAAGGGAAAGGAUGGGUGGGGGGAGGGGUUGAGAAUAAUAGGAUGACAAGGGUAGGGGGGUUCCCCCCCUCCUUAUUGAACCCUCCCCCUCGCCUUCUUGGGUUGGGCGCCAGGGAGCUGCCGAUCACAGCAGACUGAGUGACUGACAGACUAAGGAGGCUAGGAAGGAAGGAAGCAGAGAAGGAGUUCCCACUUGCCUCUCCUCUACCGGUCAUGGCCGUAGAUGACUUGUGUUGGAUCGUACGUGUACAUUUCUCUAUAUAUGAUAUAUUACAAAAGUUUAAAUAAUUAAAACAUUCAGAAAAACACUCAUGGACAUGAGCAACGUUACAGGCUACGACAAAGCAAAACUACAGAAGCACAAAUUUAUACAAUCUACUCCCUUUUAUUUGGGGUUUUCCUCCGUGUGUUGUUGCUGUAUGUCGUCUCAAUCGAACUGUUUGUGUUCUUAUGGUUUUUUGGGGGGCGGAUGUGAAAAGAAGGGAGUGGUGACAUUUAUGUGGAAGAGAUGGGUGUGGAUGUGUUGGUUGGUACCUAUGACACCCUUCGCCUAUAGCCCACUCGUGGCAGGGAUGGGCCAGUCACCUCCAUUAUGCCCACCACCCCACUCUCCACCCCAAAUAACGACUUGACAGAGACUAUGACUAGCCUCCCCUACUCACUCACCCUAGCCAGCCACAUCCCCUAUCUUCAAAGUCCAGCCAGUAACAGCAUCUCUCGGACUUCCUGCGGUCUACAGACAAUGGACCUCCUGCUUCCUGUACAAGGAGAAAGUGGAGGUGGAGCGUGAUUGAAAUCAAUUAUGCCAACCACGUCGAUACGCAUUAUUUAAAUGAGGCAUGGAUGUAGUAUAUUGGGGGCAGGGCGUCAAAAUCCAAGAAAAGGACCAACAGGGUAAGGUGGGGGGGGGGUGCAGAUCCGAUAGAUGGAUUCUAUUUCACAGGUUUCCGAUGAUGAAUGUCAUGUAUAGGAUUCUAGAGAAAUAACUGAAUCAACUGAAAAUCGACAACAUUUGGAAGGCAGCAGGUCCAAUGUCCUACUACAACUGUAUCAGCCGAUCAAGGUUGAAUGUCUUCGAUGUAACCAUAGUUUAUUUAAGACGAUUACUCAUGUGACAGUAUGAUUGUGUUUCUGUGUGGAGCAAUACUCAUUCACUAUCAGCUCACAUAGUUAGCCCGAGCACAUCGUGAUUGAUCAAAGUCUACAUCUUGCAAAUGCACCUGUUCGCCCAAUUAAGGUAGGGAAUCCAAUGAGCCCCAAGCACAUUGUUGCACAAAGGUACAGAUUCAAUCCGAUCGUAGAUUCUUGACAACGUAGCCUUUAAAGUCAAUGUUCACGCUCACAGAAAAUGCUUCAGAUGUCCAUUCAAACAGAAAUCCCCUUUAAAAGCUGCAUUGUCGACCAUGCGCGAUCGGAUUGAAUCUCAGUUAAAGUAAUUGGUCACAAUCUAAGAACAAAAUAACCUAAUUGAUGAUGCAGAACACAUAUAAUUGGCAAGUUCUUCCUCUCAAGAUUAGUUUCCAAAAGUCCCCUGAAUCCUAAACCGCAACAUACUACCCCUAGGCACUUGUAUAUCUGAGAGGGUUGGAUAGGUGUAAGCACGAUGGUGGUAGCUCCAUCUUACCAUCUGAUACGCCAGGUGGAAUUGUUGCUAUAUUGCUUAUACCUGUCCAAUCCUUUCAUAUCUACGCAAGUGCAUGGGAGGAGGGACUAAGGGUUGAUUUGGUAUACAGGGAUACUGUUACAUCAGUCUUCUCCAAAUAAGUGUUGUAUAUUUACUGCAUGAGGCUUUUUUUAUCGUAUCGGUUGCCGAUAUUACUUAAUUCAGCUCUCACCUUCAACUUAAAGUUCUCAACAAGGGAACCUUGUUCAUAUACAUACACAGAACAUGGACAUAAAACUGUGUGCCUCUAAGACUUGCUUCCAUAAUCUUCCUAAAUUAAAGCACUUGGUAAAAAUUGGGUGUGGACACUCGAUAUCAGAUGUCAAGUGCAUUUUGGCUGUCUUUUUGACAUCCCUCAUAGUCACAUUGUAAUAGCAACUUAGGUCCAUACUGCAUUGCAAGCACAUGAGAAACAUUGUUUUAUUAAAUGUAUGUCAUUGUGAUAUGGGAGCCAUCUUGUGUGGUCCUAACCUCAUGCUUGCUUGUACACUUCGCUCGCUCACUUUAACUGUAACACCCAUAUGUAUGUAACAGCAGCUCAUGUCUUAGCGUAGAUGCUCUCCAACGGUUGUUGGAAUUUUGGCAUCUCAGGUCACGUCUUGAGCCAACAUGGUGUCACAGGGGGUAAGGUGUCUUAUCUCAGCUCUGUGUUAACUGUGGUGUUCAUGUGCUACUCACAACCAAGAAAGUCUGAAAUAUCCAACUGGGAAACUCGGUAGAAGAGUGCUUGAUUCAUCACUUGGAAGCUUUGGACAUCGGAAGCUCGGAGUUAUGACGUGUGGGCAAUUUAGGGCUAUUUUUUUGUUCCAAGAUUCUAUCAGAGUUUACGAUUACUCCGGUACCACAUGACAGCAGUUACUGUCUUGCCGACUACCCAUUUCCCACCUCCUUUAUCCAGUAAGCUGUGCAUUUCGUAAGCAUUUUUGGCAAAGCGCUGACCAUUUGCUAACUACCAUAUUUAAUGUAUAUUUACAACUAUCUGUAAGUAUAGGCAGGAGAUAUGAAGGGUGGCAAUGCCUGACUUAGGACAUAACAAUGAUGCAUCAGAAUCAGAUGCGACUGAAAGAUAAUUAUCAAAGUACUUUAUCACAUGAUUUUAAAUGAUAAUGUAUCAUUAGGAAAUUUGAACUCAUGUUCUACAUGACAUUGACCCCAAAGAAUCCAGAGGCUUGGUGCAAUUGAUGUUCACUUGUUGUUUUAUUUCAUUUGUGGUUUCUUCACACAUCUAGAGUAUUUGGCAAUUAUGAAGAAGGUAGUGGUUUUAAAAGGAAAAUCAAUUGUUUUCCCUUUUAUUUGUAUUUAUUUUCGUAAAUGUUUUUUUUUUACAAACCAAGACUAAAACAUCAAGCUAAAUCAAUUUGAGAUCACACACAUUCCUGUCCAUGGUCACAUACUUUACUAGAAAAAAUAUGAACAUCUUCUUUAAAUGGAGUUCCACAAUAAUCAUAUAUGUGUAGCUAAGGACCUACAGUYUGUGUAACAUUACAAUUAGUCUCAACACACUGAGCGUUUGAAACACAACACGUGUAGAUGUAACCGGAUCCUACUAUACCUGUACUCUGCUGCUGUGUUCGCGAGAGCGUGGGAGGGUCCACUUCAAAAGAUAUUAUACAGUACUGCAAAUACAUUGCUGACACUGAUUACAAUUAUUACAGUUGAGUAACCUGCAUAGAAAUGCCCAGGGCCUAGACUGAUCAUGUUAAAUACCCAAUGGAAGAAAGGGUACAGCACAGAAAUAGUAAUCCAACUAUAAAACUUGGAUUAGAUUUAAUGGGAUAAGAUUUUAUCUUUGUGUCUUCUGUGUUCUUUACUAUAGAAUGCUUCUCAACGUUAACACUGUUGUAAAGUCAGGUGAAUUCCUUGUCAAUGAAAUAUGUGGGUAGGAAUACUAUGAAAUGGGCAGGAAUACUAUGAAAUGUGGGCAAGAACACUAUUUUGGGGAAAUAAGCAUUAACCAAUAUAUUUAUUGUAGAGGGGAGAAUUGUAAAUGAUUAAUUUUGAUCUUAUGAGAUGAUGGUUGAAGUGCCUCCAUUGAUCUGAACCGGACCUUCAGUAUUGGUAGUAAUAUUUAGUUGUUUGGAUUCAUGGUCUUUCUUUCCAAAACUCCUAUAUGAAUUGAGUCCAUAAUUGAUCAAUGCUCUGCUGGCUGUACAUUUUUGAUAUUGACAAACGUUACACAGCCUAACCUUAGGUUGUCUUUACUGUCACCAGAUCAAUUGGAAAUUAAACUAACCUCCAUACUUCAAAUGAAACCAUGAAAUGCCUGAAAGUGAGGCAAUUUUGGGUUGACAAAUCAGAUAUAUCCAAUAGUUGGCCAUUUUAAAUCUAUUCACUUGUGUCCAUAAAGGAGUAUGCAGCUGUUCGGUCUGAGGUAUAAUUCAUUGUGCUGCUUUUCAUGCACUUUAAUGUGAAAUUAAAUGUCUUGAAAUGUAUGCCAUUUGACACCCAUUGUGUACUAAUGCUCGUUUUUUAAUACUUCAUGAUUGUCACAUCACUCCCUCAUUAGCUGAGGUUGUCCUAAAAUCUACACCGUACUCUAUUAUUGCAGMCUGGUUUAAGGUGUAGAUUAUCAAUAUAUUCCUCUAGGAUACAAGACCGAAUGGGAGUUCAGUUCCCGGGUAUCUCCCAGUUAUCUCCCUGCUUAUUCUCUUCUGAUUUCAGGAAUUCUACAACCAAGAUUUCUGAAAAGAGUGGGCAUUUGGUAAAUAAAUGUGGCAUUGCCACACCUCCAGUUAUCUGAUGUUUUUACAUGAUCCAGGUUUUCCCUUGACCACCUAAAGGGUCCCCAGUUCAUGCUGAACAUUUUCAAACCUCCACUACAAGUGUAUGUACUAUCAAAAUGUUUUGUUGUAGAUUAUCAAUCUAUCAUCUUUUGUCCAUCAUAUCCUUGUAGUUCUCUGUCUCAAACAAGAAGGUUAGAAAGGACCCCCGACAUGCAGGUUAGAGAUCAAAUAAGCAAGUGCCUCACAACUGGUAUUCCUCCAUGAGGUGACUUUCCAUCCAUGAAAACCACUUCAGCCAGUUAGCGUAGUGUCCAAGCAAUAUCUGUGGCCAUGUUCAGAAGGGGUGGCCAGUCACUCAGUCACUAAAAACGACCCCCUCUUCCAUUAGAGACAUCCCGGCACACACCAUUGAUGCUCUACGUAUUCAACAGCAGGACCGACUGACUGUUACUGUAUAGGUUUUCACAUCACUGCCUCACUGCCAGUGCAGACACUUUGUCCACUCACAUAAAGGGUGCGUUCCGGAUACAGUGAUUUUGAGCAGGGCUAAGUUUCCCAAAAACAAUUUUAGCAUUCAAAAAUCAUUGUUUGUCCAUUGCCUACCUAUGGAUUUAGGAUGAUCUUAGUGCUAAAGAUUAUCGCCAUGUUAUUGGGAAAGUCACCCCAGAUCUUUAUAAUGCCUGGAGAAGUCUUUUACYUCUGAUCAACCACAUCAACAUGAUGUAAUCAUCCUAUAAUCUACGCAGACCUGUGCAGGAUCUGUGUAUCUGGAGCGCAACCAAAUGACUGAACCCUCCCCAAUGCAGUCAGAUUGGUCAGAGUAACUUCACAGCUCCUGCCUGGCUGUGCAGGAUCCGAGACAAAGAUGGUGUGUGUGUAUAUGCACCUUAGUGAACGCGUGAAGAACGGUAUAGCAGUGCUGGGUGUUGUAUAUUCUCUGUCAUGUACUGAAAUAUUUUAGAGGAAAAAUAUAUUUGAAAUAUGACUCCAAAAUGUAUGAAUAAAUAAUCAUGAA
Molecule: messenger RNA, 8810 nt
Organism: Salvelinus sp. IW2-2015
Lineage: Eukaryota; Metazoa; Chordata; Actinopteri; Salmoniformes; Salmonidae
Source: RefSeq, a predicted model, not a curated record